Microstroma glucosiphilum is the source of this 993-nucleotide messenger RNA. RefSeq lists its product as hypothetical. Gene Ontology annotation, cellular component: Golgi apparatus. Gene Ontology annotation, molecular function: protein binding. The coding region runs from base 25 to 993 and encodes 322 amino acids. The transcript has 2 exons. Gene Ontology annotation, biological process: Golgi organization. Lineage: Eukaryota; Fungi; Basidiomycota; Exobasidiomycetes; Microstromatales; Microstromataceae. The record is from RefSeq and is a predicted model, not a curated record.
CCCAGUUUCCACUACGGUCUAACAAUGGGAGCAUCCGAAUCCCGACAGCUCAGCGAUGACUCUGCCCCUAAAUCAGGCUACCAUGUCGUGCGCGUCGCGGCCAACUCUCCUGCUCACCUAGCCGGCAUUGAGCCCUUCUUUGACUUCUGCGUCGGGUUAGACGGUGUCGCUCUCAAUGUCUCCGCCCCGGGAGACGACACAGCAGGCGGAGGAGCGGCUGCGGGGAUGGGAGCUUGGAAGAAGUUGGAGGAGAGGGAGGGAACUGAGGUCACUUUGAAUAUCUGGUCAUCGAAGAGGCAGCAGCUUAGAGACGUCUCCCUGGUUCCAUCGCGCACAUGGUCCGCCUCCACCUCGAAUAGCACCUCGCAGCCCUCCCUCCUAGGUCUCACCCUCCGGCCCUGCUCUCCCCACCUAGCCCUAAGCAGCGUCUGGCACAUCCUCGACAUCUUAGAAUCAUCCCCUGCCGAGUCUGCCGGCUUGGUACCCUUUGGCGACUAUAUCAUUGGCUGGUCUUCAGGAAUUCUACGCAACGAGGGAGACUUCUACGACUUGGUAGAAGCUCACGAGGGGAGACCCCUGAGGCUCUAUGUGUACAAUGCCGACUAUGAUCAUACGAGGGAGGUGAUCAUUGUGCCCAAUAGGGAGUGGGGAGGAGAGGGACUCCUCGGCUGUGGAGUUGGAUUCGGACUGCUGCAUAGGAUUCCAAGACCGCAAGAUCGACCACCGGUGCAGGAGACGGAAGAUGACCAGCCAAGUCGUGCUGCUGUGGGAUUACUACCUCAGACUUCAAGCGCAGGCGCAAGAGGUCCACCGACAGCCAAGUCUGCACCAAUGUCGAACCUGGGCAGUCAGAGGAAUGGGAGUGGUGGAGCUGGGAAUAGUCAACCUAGGAUAGAGGAAGAAGAAGAGGAGGAUGGUGAGGAAGGCGAUGACAGUCACACGAGUGGUGUUACAAUCAGCAUGCGAAGGGACGACGAUGAGGAGGACGAGUAG